AUAAUGCAGCAUCUCCUUAUAUGGGCAUUUCUUAUAUACCUCACAUCCACCAACAAGGCACCAACCCAAGGACAGGAAGCUCCCCCCUGCAUUACCAUUAAAUCCAUUUCCGGUUACAUUUUAAAAGGUCACGUGAUUUAUACCAUAAAAGGAAACAGCYUCGACACAUGUGUCACGCAAUGUGCGAGUGACGAGAAAUGUUUUAGUGUCAAUUACAGUCACACAACACGAGUAUGUGAGGUAAACAGAGGGAGCAAAGGUAGUCAUCCUUGURACUUGAAGCCAACUAAUGACGACACAGUUUACAUGGACAGUUUACAACGCUUUAGAAAGAACGCAUGCGCACUUGGCCCUUGUAAAAAUGGUGGCACUUGUGUUGUGACGUCAUCGUGUGUUGGAUACGUGUGUGAUUGUGGCGCRUACUUUAAAGGACCGAAUUGUAAAGACUGCACGACUUUAGGAAUACCCCUUGGAAUGGAGAGUAAACUCAUCCCAGAUCAAUCCAUAACAGCGUCGACAUCCGAGCCCUCGUUCCCUCCGUACAGUGGACGUCUUAAUCAAAAGGCUGGAUCGCACUUGGAAGUGAUACAACGAACCCAUAUUUUCAGGUUCAACUUAAACAUGUCAAGCACAUCUCAAGAGUUCGUUUAAGCGGUAUACAAGCUGUAAUAGGAAGGCAAAACAUAACAGCAUGUAUAGAAGAAAUGUUCUUUUCAUACAGUUUGGAUGGUCAAAAAUAUAUCGAUUAUGUGAAGCCAGAUAAUGAUAGGACUUUCAGAGCUUUAUCAAACUGUGACAAAGAAUGGGAGAUUGCAUUUUCUUCGCCGAUUAAAGCCAAAUACCUGCGUAUUAGACCC
This is a messenger RNA of Exaiptasia diaphana, 857 nucleotides long. Its product is annotated as EGF-like repeat and discoidin I-like domain-containing protein 3. Lineage: Eukaryota; Metazoa; Cnidaria; Anthozoa; Actiniaria; Aiptasiidae. The transcript has 3 exons. Bases 4 to 651 code for a protein of 215 amino acids. The record is from RefSeq and is a predicted model, not a curated record.